Molecule: messenger RNA, 1357 nt
Organism: Boleophthalmus pectinirostris (great blue-spotted mudskipper)
Lineage: Eukaryota; Metazoa; Chordata; Actinopteri; Gobiiformes; Gobiidae
Product: solute carrier family 66 member 2-like
Exons: 4
Coding region: 405-863 (152 amino acids)
Biological process (GO): retrograde transport, endosome to Golgi; phospholipid translocation
Cellular component (GO): trans-Golgi network; endosome
Source: RefSeq, a predicted model, not a curated record
CAGAGCAGCACCGCAAAGCAGUGUGGAUCGUUGAGUUCUGGGGGAUUGAGCGCUAACAACACUGUACUGUUUUUUAACGAUAUGCAUCUUGGUUUCAUGUCCGUCAUUGCAAGUUCUUCUUAUUGCUGUGCUGCGCAAACUGCAAGUCAGUGACCACAUAAGGCUGAAACUUUUUGGUUCCAGAUGGUGGUGUACGCGCUGGUGCGCGAGAGCCUGCUGCGCUUGCCAAUGUUUUCUAAGAACAUGUUGGGAUCCGAAAGUUGAAUCUCCCCAGGACAGGAGAGAAACAAGCUCCCUACCGUGGCCCUUCAUUUUAAGGCAAAAACUGCAGGUCAUGCCUUUGUGUACAUAGCAACACAUACAGGUCUAGACCAACCCAGAGGGAAAACCACAUCAGACAAGCUAUGGAUGGUGGAGUGGGUUUGCAGGAAGAGGAUGUGGAGACAUCCUGGACACUGUUGUCAUGGUUGGCCUCCUGUCUCAUGGUGUUUGGAGGAGCCCUGCCUUAUGUGCCCCAGUACCAGGAGAUCCAGAGGUCCAGCAACACAGAGGGCUUCUCCACCAGAGUGUGUCUAGUGCUCCUCAUAGCCAACAUCCUACGCAUUUUCUUCUGGAUUGGAAAGCAGUUUGAGCUGACCCUUCUUCUUCAAAGUGUUGUAAUGAUCCUGACCAUGUUUGCCAUGCUCCACCUCUGCUGCACCGUCCAAAGCACCAACCGAGUGAGCACAAAACAGCACAGGCUUUCAGGUAAUGUGCCUCCUAUUGACUGUACUAAUACCUGCUCAAUAAAUGCCAGCUCUCAACUAUUACCAAAAGAGGGAGCCAUUGUUGAAGAUUUUCUGUUAUUGUCAGGGCUCACUUGAACCAUCACACUGUUUGCUUGUGUUAGUUAGAUUGACGCACAGAGUAAAGGCAUCAAUUAAUUUAAAGGACAUAUAUUACACAAAAUUGACUCGUGAGCUUUAAGCCAUGUUAGAAUCAAAAACGUACCUGGAGUCAUGUUUUGUUUCAUUGUUACGUGUUUGAGUAACCCUACAUUAUUAGUCAUUUUACAUCUCCAAAGCUGAAAAUGCUCUGUUCCACCUUGUGAUCUCAUGUAAAGACUACCUUUUACCUUUUGUUUAGUACAGGUAGAAAAUUCCACUGUUGAAAUUAUGUAAGUGAUUCUAGUGAAAGUGUAUAUAGUUUAAAAAUACAGUAGAGCACUUCCUAUUUUACCGCAUGACACAUAACAGGGUGUUUUAGUUUGAGACAGGGGCACAGCCUAAAUAUUCAGGAUGUGAGUCUGUUAAACCUGUGUGAAUGAAUCAAAAUACAAUGUGUUUUUGAUGAGUUUCUGACCAGAAAACAGCAUCAU